Messenger RNA from Trichosporon asahii var. asahii CBS 2479, 2385 nucleotides. Its product is annotated as ATP-dependent RNA helicase prh1. The record is from RefSeq and is a predicted model, not a curated record. Lineage: Eukaryota; Fungi; Basidiomycota; Tremellomycetes; Trichosporonales; Trichosporonaceae. The transcript has a single exon. Bases 1 to 2385 code for a protein of 794 amino acids. Gene Ontology annotation, cellular component: catalytic step 2 spliceosome; intracellular anatomical structure. Gene Ontology annotation, molecular function: ATP hydrolysis activity; RNA binding.
AUGUCGAAGCAGGUCAACUUCCACAGCGACAGCGAGGACGAGGUGCCGUCGAAGCGACCAAGAGUUGCUGAGAAGGUUGAAGACUCGACACCGAAAGACAAGAAGAGCAAGAAGAAAAACAAGAAGAAGCAAGGCAAGGGCAAGGGCGCCCCCGUCGACUUAGCCGCGCAGGCUGCUGAGCUGCUGAAGACGCGCCAGUCGCUGCCGUUCUACCAGGACCGAGCCAACAUUCUCGACGCAAUCCUCUCGAAUGACACAACCGUCGUUGUUGGUGAGACGGGAUGUGGCAAAUCGACGCAGCUCGGCCAGCUGCUCCGUCGCGAGCCGCGAGCUCUCGAGUACUUCAACGGCAAGCACAAGGGGAAGGACGGCGAACCAAGCACUCAUGCUCCGAGCAUUGCGAUUACGCAACCAAGACGACUGCCGUGUAUCUCUCUUGCUACUCGCGUUGCAGCUGAAAUGGGCGUCGAGGUCGGCAAGGAAGUCGGAUAUGCCGUGCGUUUUGAGGAUUGCUCUAGCUUCGAGACCAAGGUCCGCUUCCUAACCGAGGGAGUGCUCAUGCGUGAGCUCGCAAACGCCGACGGACGAGAAGACAAGAAGAAGUCCAAAGACGACGACGACGAGCAGGAAGCCAAGGGCAAGGGCAAGGCGAACGGCAAGAAGGCGAAGAAGGCCGAUGCCGCCAACGGAGAUGAGAUGGCCGCCGGGCAAGACGACAAGCUGAACCUGCUGGAGCGAUACGACGUCGUUGUCAUCGACGAGGCACACGAGCGUACGCUGAACACCGACUUCCUUCUCGGCUCUCUCAAGAAGAUUCAACGAAUCCGAGCCGAGCGCGCCGCGGCCGGCAAGGGAGGGCCACUGAAGCUCGUGAUCAUGAGUGCGACGCUCGACCCGGCAAAGUUUACCAACUUCUUCGACCAUUGCCCCUCGCUUCACGUUCCAGGACGAAUGUACGACGUCGACAUCCAGAACGUCCCCACACCAGUGGACGACUACAUUGAGUCUGCCUCCGACGCCGUCAUUUCGAUCCACACGCGGAAACCCUCUCCUGUCGGCGAGGUGCUCAUCUUUAUGCCUGGGAGCGACGAGAUCGAGAACACGGUGGCGCUGCUCCGACGAAAAGCCGCGGACUUGGGGCCGGACGCGGACCAGCUGCAGGUUCUCCCGCUGUACUCGUCUCUGCCUCCGUCGGCACAGGCGAAGAUCUUCGCUCCCCUGCCUCCAAAAACUCGCCGCAUCGUCGUCGCGACCAACGUCGCCGAGACCUCGCUCACGAUCCCCGGCAUCGCGUUCGUCAUCGACUCGGGCUUCAAGAAGGAGAAGGAGUACAUCUACCGCGCAUCUGGAGCCAUCGAGCACCUGCGCAAGCAGGCGAUCUCGCAAGCCUCGGCCAACCAGCGCAAGGGCCGCGCGGGACGCGAGAUGCCCGGCGAGUGUCUCCGCCUCUACACGAAGGACUUCUUCAAGAAGAUGAAGGUGUUCGACACGCCCGAGAUCCAGCGGUGCAACCUCUCGAGUGCGAUUCUGAGCCUGAUCGCAAUGAACCAGAAUCCCUUUGAGUUUGAGUACAUCGACGCCCCAGGCCGGGACAGUAUUGUGGCCGCCUUCCGCUCACUCGCGGGCCUGGGUGCCAUUGCGAGUCCAACCGAGAUCACGCCCCUCGGCCGCGAGAUGCUCAAGUACCCUCUGGACCCGGAACAUGGGCGCAUCCUCCUGGCCGGCUUCGAGUUCGGGUGCAGUGCCGAGAUCAUUGACAUUCUGUCUCUGAUUGUGAGCGGGCCGGUCUUCGUCGAGCGCGGCAGCGACGGGAAGGAGAGCGCGGCGCAGGCGCGGCAAAAGUUCAUCGCACGCGAUGGCGACCACCUGACGGGCAUGAAUGUGCUCCGAGCGUAUCUGGCGCUAAAGGAGCAGCGUGCCGAGGAGCUCGCCGACGGCGAAUCAAGCAAGAAGGAGGAAAAGGGCUUGGCGUCGUGGUGUCGCGACAACGCCGUGAACAGCAAGACCCUAGCGGCGGCGUGCAAGGUGCGCGCGCAGCUGCGCCAGCUCGCCGUUCGGCACGGACAGACAAUUACGAGCUGCCACUCUGAGCUCGCGCCCAUCUCUCAUGCGCUUUUACAGGGCUUGUUCAUGAACACGGCCGUGAUCCAGGCCGACGGGACGUACAAGCAGACCGUGGGCAGUCUACAGGUCAAGAUCCACCCGAGCAGUGUGCUCGCCGGGAAGAAGGUGCCCGCCAUCCUGUAUGACGAGCUCACGAUCACGAGCGCGAUAUACGCCCGCAACGUCUCUGCGUUCGAGCAGGGAUGGCUCGCCGAGGUGCCUUGGUUCCAGAAGGCGGCGGGCGGGAGCGUCGCCCGCCCCGUGGAGCGCAAGCAGGUGUAA